AGGGCGCGUCGCGCUUGCGCAAGACGAGGGGCUGGAGGGAGGCGGAGGCGCUCGGGUCCAACUGCUGAAGCGUCUCCAUGUGACAGUGAGUGGGGUCCUAACUCUUGGCGCCGCCUGACUCUGGUUCUUAACCCAAAGCACUGUCCACUGUCCCGACGCCAGCAGAUCCCAGCAGGCUAGGGCGCUUGGUGUUUGGUCGUGCCGCCGGAGGAAUUGUCGCCGCCGGGUCAGGUGCCUGAGAGACCCCGCGGAGACCCCAGAGUCUCCGGAGAGAGGCGGAGCGGCGAGGCGAGCGGGGAUUUCUGUCAGCGCCGGCGUCCCAGAGCGCGGAGACAUGAACGGCUUCACGCCCGAGGAGAUGAGCCGCGGCGGGGACGCGGCAGCCGCUGUGGCCGCCGUGGUCGCUGCCGCCGCCGCCGCCGCCGCUUCGGCAGGGAACGGGGCAGGGGCCGGCGCCGGGGCUGAGGUGCCGGGUGCCGGGGCCGUCUCGGCGGCUGGGCCCCCGGGAGCGGCAGGGCCCGGGCCCGGACAGCUGUGCUGUCUGCGGGAGGAAGGUGAGCGGUGCGGCCGUGCGGCAGGCAACGCCAGCUUCAGCAAGAGGAUCCAGAAGAGCAUCUCCCAGAAGAAGGUGAAGAUCGAGCUGGAUAAGAGCGCAAGGCAUCUUUACAUUUGUGAUUAUCAUAAAAACUUAAUUCAGAGUGUUCGAAACAGAAGAAAGAGGAAAGGGAGUGAUGAUGAUGGAGGAGAUUCACCUGUUCAAGAUAUUGAUACUCCAGAGGUUGAUUUAUAUCAAUUACAAGUAAAUACACUUCGGAGAUACAAAAGACACUUCAAACUGUCAACCAGACCAGGACUUAAUAAAGCACAACUUGUUGAGAAUUUGGCCUUAUUGAUGUCUGCUUUAUUUGAGGUGUCUAUGCUUUCGUCACAUCUAGAAGAUGCAAAGACUCUUGUCCAACAUUUUACGUAGUUUUUGCUUUGUUAUAGAACUAACUUCUAGUCCUUUGGUAAAUUUUGAAAUGUGUGUGUUCUCAGGAAUUAAUAGAACCAAGAAAUCUGUGAAUCCAAUUAAGGUGUCUAUAGAUUUAUAUAUUUAUACUUUAAUCAUUUUACAUAAAAAUCCUUAGUCUACUAGACAGAAUAGAAAUGUAAACAUAUAAAUCAGUUUUAUCAUAUUUUUUAGCUUAGGGGUUUAGUAAGGCAACGUUUUCUAAAACAUGCACAUUGAAUAAGGUAAAAGAUACAGAAAGUAUAAUUCUUUGGCACAAUGCUUUUUAACAUUGUUGAGAUCUAAUAUAUUGACUUUUUAGCCAGAAUUUCCUCUUUCCAUCUUGCCACAAAAAUUCAGUUUUUCUUUAAAUUUGAUACAACAGAAACACAGAUAUUAUCUAUUGUGAUGAAACUGUAUCCAUAUAUACUGAUACUGAUCAAGUGGAAGUUACUUUUGUUUUAAGACAAAUGAGAACCAGAGAACUAAUUAUUUUAUAUGUUAUAUUUAAUGUGUGGUUGACCCUUGAAUGACUCAGGGGUUGGGGGCACAGUUAGAAAUCUCCAUAUAACUUUUGGUUGUCCAAAAACUUAGCUACUAAUAGCCUACUGUUGACUGGAACCCUUCCUGAAAACAUAAACUGUCCAAUUAUCAUAUUCUGUAUGUCUUAUGUAUUAUAUAUAUUCUUAUUGUGUUAGAAUAAAGUAAGCUAAAGAAAAGAAAAUGUUAUUAAAAUCAUGUGGAAGAGAAAAUAUAUUUAUAAUAUGGUACUGUAUUUAUUGGGGGAAAAAAAGCAUGUAAAUGGACCCUUGCAGCUCAAACCUGUGUUAUACAAGGGUCAGCUGUAUUUUUUUUUUAAUGUCUAAGUCACAACUCAAAUAUUUGCUAAUCUGAUCUUUAAAAAGUUAUAUUAUUUCCAGAGCUAUUUUCUUCUUUAGAAAUGAGAAACAAUCCAAACAGCCAUGAGUGUUAUAGUUUACUUAGUCAGAAAUGCAGAUAAGUGGUAAGUGAUCCCAGAGUCAGAUGACUGUCCUCCUUAAAUCUUAUCAUAUGAAUAACUUUUUCAUUAAGAAGUUUUAUUUUCUACAAUCUAGAUAAGCAUAUCAACACCCUAGUUUAAUCUAUUGUACUUCUAUUGGUAGUUGCAGUGCACAUGUUAGAUUAGCAUAAUGAAAAGGCCAGAGGGCAGAUAAAUAUUCUUCAGUGAAAGUUACUCUUUCCCCUCUCAUUUUCCAUCAAUAAUACUUAUUCAGAAAAACUUUCAAGGAACUUUAAAGAGUACUGCCAGUACCAAAACUUUUUCAACUAUAUAUUUAUCCUUUUUCUGUGAGUAGGAUCUACAUUCUGUUUAUUUCAUUGGUACCUAAAGUUUAAAAAUAUUUACUUACUAAUGUAGAUUCUAAUUAUAAAAUUUAAAUACAUCCUAAAUUAAUAUAUCUUUAAUUGAGUGGGUUGGAGGGUCCUUUGAAAUCACACUAUCUCUUGCUCAUAACAUCUUAUUCUGAUGUGCUUUUCAUCUUGCUGGUAUUUUGUUAAACAGUUUAUUUUUAAAAAGAGAUAACACUUAUCACAUAGCACAUUUUCUUUUAAUUAAAGUGUUGUGUUUUUUUUUUUACCUAGUAUGAAAUCUGUUAAUAUCUAUA
Felis catus (domestic cat) is the source of this 2631-nucleotide messenger RNA. RefSeq names its product Sin3A associated protein 30 (gene SAP30). NCBI's taxonomy places the organism in Eukaryota, Metazoa, Chordata, Mammalia, Carnivora, Felidae. Gene Ontology annotation, molecular function: transcription coregulator activity; protein binding. The transcript is spliced from 4 exons. The record is from RefSeq and is a predicted model, not a curated record. Gene Ontology annotation, biological process: regulation of DNA-templated transcription. Gene Ontology annotation, cellular component: histone deacetylase complex. The coding region runs from base 335 to 970 and encodes 211 amino acids.